AGAGCGCUCCACUUCGGGUUCUUGUUGUGCUUGAAGUUGCACGAGUAUGAAUGGCGGCCAAAAUUACAAUUAUUAGUCUGGCGUGUCUGCAGUGAUUGCCCCCACUUGUGUGGAGUCUGAACUAACCGUUAGACUUGCAUGGUGUUGCUAUCUCGCUUGCACGGCAGAGUGUGGACUGGCUUUAGACGGGAGUCGAAUGCAUUAAUGUACCACCAGGAUGUCAGAUAACCACACUGACCGGAUCCUGCAGAAAUGGUACACAAACCUCCGUCAGAUGAGAGUGACAAAGAAUCUGCUCGAAGCAUUGUGCGGCAAACAGGUGAUUGACGACGACGACAAAGGAAACAUAUUGAAGACUGAAGCAGGCCAUGACAGACCCGAACUGGCAAAGGCUGAUGCACUGCUGGAAUUGGUAAAGGGUCGUGGAAGUACAUCGUUCUACGCCUUCCGCGAUGCCCUUGGGGAGUCCACAAUAAAGCAUAACCGGUCGCUUGCUGAUCUGCUCACAGCGCAAGCAGAAGAAUGUGUGCCUCGGGGUGCUUCGAUGCCACAGCCUCCCAGUACGCUGACAUUGGGAAGUGCCUGCAGAAUCCCCCAAGGGCGAUGCAGCGACGGCCACCCCCAACCGGGAACAAGUAUCAAGGAAGCCAUUGAAGCGCACCGAGACAUCAUCUGCAGUGAGCUGAACGUGUCAGGUGAUUUGCUUUCUCAUCUUCUCCAAGACAAGGUAUUCGGCGAGGAACAAAAGCAGCAUAUUCUCUAUCACGAAGCUGGCCACACCAGAAAGCCGGAGGAUCAGGUGAGUGAAUAUAAAUCAUGCGUUUGA
Messenger RNA from Sycon ciliatum, 826 nucleotides. RefSeq lists its product as uncharacterized. The record is from RefSeq and is a predicted model, not a curated record. Gene Ontology annotation, biological process: regulation of apoptotic process. Lineage: Eukaryota; Metazoa; Porifera; Calcarea; Leucosolenida; Sycettidae. The transcript is spliced from 5 exons. The coding region runs from base 218 to 826 and encodes 202 amino acids.